Molecule: messenger RNA, 1041 nt
Organism: Adineta steineri
Lineage: Eukaryota; Metazoa; Rotifera; Eurotatoria; Adinetida; Adinetidae
Source: the annotation of a GenBank genome assembly
AUGCCACCAAAAAAAGGAACUACUAAGACAACAACAUCAACUGAAAAUGAUACUGAUCCCAAACAAAUUCAAAAAAAACAAGAUGAAGAAAAUCAGCAACCAACAGAAACUGAACAAUUAAGUCCAAAGAAAAAUUCCACUGAAUCAAAAAAAGCUGGAAAUAAUAAAGCUGCUGGUCGAUUACGAAAAAAAUCUGAAGCUGAAAAACUUCAAGAAGAAGCAUCUGGUUUUAUUGACCGAGCAAAUAAAAAAUCUGAAGUAGCUGAUGAUUCAACAGAAGAAGAUAAUGAUGAUGAACAACAAUCAUCAAAGAAAAAAUCGAAUACAUCAACUAAAGCAACUGGAGCUCGUGGUGGUAAACGUCAAGCAGCUAAAAAUAUGCCUACACAUGAUGAAGAAGAAAACGAAGAUGAAAAGGCAUCAUCGACUUCUACAAAAGCUCCAGCUAAAGGCAAAGGUGCUGCUCAAAAAAAUAAAAAACCAGAAGAAGAUGAACAAAAAGAUGCUGGUACUGGUGAAGAUGAUGAUGUUGAAAAUGAAGAUGAAUCACCAAGUAAAAAAACUAAAGGUAAAGCAGGUCGUAAACCUGCUCAAAAGAAUAAAACCGAAGCUGAAAAUGAACAUGAACAAAAUGAAGACAAUGAUACUAAGAAAAAAUCAGCUACUGCUCGUAAAGGAAAAGCUGGAGCAGCAUCAAAAAAAUCUGAAACUGAAGAAAAAUCAACAAAUGAUGAUCUUAAAUUAUCUGAAGAUGAAGACGAAAUAGCUGAUGAUAAAUCUAAAACUACAACAAAAAAAGGACCCACAAAACGAUCUGCACCAGCAUCUGGAAAGAAAACAACUAUUUCAUCAACGAAAAAGAAGGGCCAAACUGAUGAACCAUUUGAAGAUCGUACAAAUGACGAAGAAAUUGAAAAUAAUACUGAUGAAGAUGUUACACCAGCUAAACAACCAAAAAAAGGUCGUUCAGCUGAUAAAGCUCCAACAUCAACUAGCAAAACUGCUGCUAAUCGUAGUGGUAAGAAAACUAAAGCCACAUAA